Strongylocentrotus purpuratus (purple sea urchin) is the source of this 1443-nucleotide messenger RNA. RefSeq names its product tetratricopeptide repeat protein 4 (gene ttc4). The record is from RefSeq and is a predicted model, not a curated record. The transcript is spliced from 10 exons. NCBI's taxonomy places the organism in Eukaryota, Metazoa, Echinodermata, Echinoidea, Camarodonta, Strongylocentrotidae. The coding region runs from base 168 to 1349 and encodes 393 amino acids. Gene Ontology annotation, molecular function: Hsp90 protein binding.
ACGCAAUCGGGCUGAAAUCGACUCUGAAAUAAUUGACGAAUUUUUAAAGAAACCAACGCUACGCUCAAAGUUGCGAACAGUACAUGAGGAUUCUAUUUAAACAGCAUCGCGAUGAAAUAUAGGCGGUAACUUCAGUUCUCUCAUUUAGCAACACAUGUUCGGUAGAGAUGGCAGAGUCUGCUGAAAAACCAGAUGUUAAGAAGUUGGCUGAAAAAUUAGAUCAGGAUAUUGAUGAAUUCAUUGACAAUCUCCCAAAGUCAAAAUAUAAAGAUGGAUUUUCGGAAGACAACUGGCAGGAGGAAUUUGACAAGAUACCGUUGUUUAUGACCGAGGCUCCAGAGAAUAUAGAAGAUUGUCCCCAGCUUGAAGCCCUUCAGCAAAUCAAGUUUGCCUCCGAGGAGAGUACAAGAGAAGAUGAUGCCCUGAUGCACAAAGAUGAUGGUAACCAGUGGUUUAAGAAGAAGAUGUACAAACAGGCAGUCAAGGCUUACGCUGAAGGUAUCAAACAGAAGUGUGCCGACAAAGACAUCAACGCUGUCCUCUACACUAACCGUGCUGCAGCUCACUUUCAUCUCGGAAAUCACAGAUCUUCACUAAAUGACGCCAAGGAGGCAUUGAACCUCAAACCUGACCAUGUAAAGGCCGUCAAUCGAGCCAUUGACUCCUGCAUGCAACUCAAAGAAUAUGGAGAAGCUGUUCAAUGGUGUGACAAGGGACUCCAAAUGCAACCCAGUGAUAAGAAGAUUCUGGAUCUGAGGGUACAAUCAGCAAAACUCAAGAAAUCAGCUGACAAAGAGAAGAGGAAAAAGCAGCUAGAGGAGAAAAAGCAGAGAGCUGCAGAAGAGAAACUGAUUGCUGCCUUGAAAACGAGGAAUCUUCGCUUUCUCAGUGACCCUGUAGAUGGAGAGGACGGAGACCCUGACGAACAAGCCAAGGCUUUCGUUACCUCUCUGCAAUCCAACGAACCCUCGGGGCGUAGCAUGGUCAACCUGGACAAUGAGGGCGUGCUUCAUUGGCCUGUCAGGUUUCUCUAUCCAGAGCAUGGCCAUAGUGAUCUUGUCUCGGCAUUCAAUGAAGAUACGAGGUUUCUAGACCACCUUGAGGUGAUGUUUUCAUUGGAAGAAGCGCCUCCUGAAUGGGAUCCUGAGAGAAAAUACCAGGUCAAAAAUCUCAAGGUUUAUUUUGAAGAUUAUGAUGCAGGAAAACUGGUCGAAUUGAAAGCAGAUCCACCACUGAAAACAGCAUUACAACAUCCAAGGUAUCAGAUAGUUGGUGGGGUACCUACAUUCUUUAUCCUGUCAACAGCAACACCAUAUCAUGAACAGUUUCUAAAGAAGUACUCAAAAUGAGCCAGGUCUUGUACUUCCAUAAACUCAACAUCACCAGUGAAUCACUUCUUGCUAAAUCUGGUUCAAACUGGUUCAAACUGGUUCAAACUGCAAA